CAUUCUUAUUGGUUUAUUGACAAUAAUUUUUGUAUAUGUAGGAAAAAAUUGAGUUAGCUUUAAGCCAAAGCACCAUGGACGAGUCUCAAAUUUCGCGAAAUGAUGCCGUCGGCAAGGUGCUAGGAGAAGAGCACUCUGGAAGGGUGAGGUGCUUGGGAUUAGGACCUGUCCCCAAUAGAGUUUUUAAACAAGUAAGACCUCAUUUUGGUGGUACAAGUGCUUCAAGUAGUGAAGGUUCAUGCUCGUCCCAAUGUCAACAGAACCAUAAGCAAAUGAUGAAUGCUCAUGAUCAAAUGAUGAAUGCUUUCAAGGCAUAUAUGAUAAUGAAAGAAGGGACGAUACCAGAACAGUUUGCGGGGUUCUUUGCUUAUCCUUCAGCGGUUCCUCCUACAACGCCAAGUGAUGCGGCUAGUGGAUCCCUUUCGCCCAUGGAUGCAAGAAGAUCAUGCGGUGAUAGUAAUCCUAGUGACAACCGUUGAUUUCAUUGUAACUGUGUGGUAGGAACAGAUAUUAGAACGUUGAAGUGUGUAUUGUGUUUAAAUUUAGUUUUUGAGUCUGAUGAUGCUACUUAACAAUUUAGUUGCAAAACUAAUGAUAAU
This is a messenger RNA of Lycium ferocissimum, 599 nucleotides long. RefSeq lists its product as uncharacterized. Lineage: Eukaryota; Viridiplantae; Streptophyta; Magnoliopsida; Solanales; Solanaceae. The record is from RefSeq and is a predicted model, not a curated record. Bases 75 to 479 code for a protein of 134 amino acids. The transcript is spliced from 2 exons.